AUGCUGGAAGUUACCGAUCCUCGCCUGUUGUCAACAGAGGAAGACGAAGGCUCUGAAAGAAAGACUCUACAGCAACAAUUAAAGGAGAAUAGAGAGAGAAAACAAAGAGAAUACCAGGAACAGUUGGCUGCAAAGAAUUCGACAUACAAACUAGACGAAAAAUCAGCACAAUUCUACGAGGAGUUGAGAGCCAAAGAACUUGCUAAGGAAAAUCUCCACAAACAGCAAGAACGCCAGCAACUAGAAAAGUUUCGCCUGUUAAAAUCAGCUGCUAGUUAUAAAGCUGAAUCUGGUAAACAGGUAUCUACCACACCACCAACUAUUUCUAGCUCGGCACCUUCUGUGGAAUCUGUUUCUGGGGUUGUGGAAAAUGUCGAAUCUGGAUCAGUCAAGAAAGCUACACCCACAAUAGUUUUGCGCAAACGCUCAUCGCAGAAACUGGUAGAAACAGCCCCACCUACUAAAUUAGCUAAACUGGAGAAGCACGCAGAGAAGCAAGUUCCAGCUGCGGGCUCUGCAGUGCCUGAACAAACGGUGGGGUCCAAAGUGGAAUCACUUUUGGGCGACUAUUCUUCAGACGAGGACUAA
This is a messenger RNA of Scheffersomyces stipitis CBS 6054, 588 nucleotides long. RefSeq lists its product as uncharacterized. The transcript has 2 exons. The record is from RefSeq and is a predicted model, not a curated record. Lineage: Eukaryota; Fungi; Ascomycota; Pichiomycetes; Serinales; Debaryomycetaceae. Bases 1 to 588 code for a protein of 195 amino acids. Gene Ontology annotation, cellular component: nucleus.